AUGUAUGCAUUCAAUCCGUCGGGUCCAACUUACGAGCAGUCUGCUACAGUUGACGCGCCCGGGUCAAGGAUGAUCAGAGCAGCCAGCACUCUGUACUUCGCGUAUGGUAGCAACUUGCACCUCGCGCAAAUGGCCCAUCGAUGUCCUGGAAGUGUCUUCAAAGGAAAAGCUACUCUCGAGUCUUAUCGCUGGCAGAUCAAUGAGCGCGGAGUGGCCAACGUCGUUGAAUCUGGAAGCGAUCACUCAGUCGAAGGCCUUCUCUACAUGAUCGGUCCCAAAGAUGAAAGGACUCUGGACCGCUCAGAAGGCGUGUCAAAAGGCUUCUACCAGAAGUAUCUGAUGAGAGUUUCUUUCGAACCUCAUCAACAGUACGCUAACUUCAAGACUGGCCGAUUGUCCCAUUUACUCGAGCAGCGCCGGGACUCGAUGAGCGGCGAUGGGACUCAUUUUCCUAGCAAUUCCAAUCGCAAAGUGAGGUUCAAUGCACCGCCUUACAUUGAUCCUCUGUCCUACAUGGACAGCGAUGACAGUUCAGGGCGCCAUGCACGCACUGAGCAAGUCAAAACAUUGGUGUAUGUUAGCGAGGACUACGUUACCGAUGGCUCCAUCAGAGAGGAGUAUAUCGCGAGGAUGCAGAACGCCGUCAACGAUGCGGUAUCACUGGGGAUAUCGAAAUCAUUUGUUAACAAAUACAUCGUCCCGUUUCUCGACUCUGAGCAAAUUUGGCAUUUGUCCGAGGGAAAGUCUACAGAAAACCGUUGUGAACAGCCCAGCAAGCUGCUGGACCUGGAAUCUGAGCCAGAAGCUCAGGCUAUCGUCAAUGAAGGGUCAACGAAAGAGCAGCUCAGUCCCAACCCCCCCGCUGAAAACAACAUGGCGGACAUUUCAGAGUCGGCGACUGAUGAAAAGUCGAGUGACGUGGAUAUGAACGAAGAAACGAACCAAGAAGAGCCGUCGAGUCAGCCGGUCGCCAAGGAGGAUGAUCUGUCUGCGCAUCUCGAUCUAUCGAAGCUCAGAACAGAGAACCGCGACGAAGACGGUGAUUCCAGUAUGUUCCCCACUGAUUUGUUGGAAGCUGUUGACAAAGUCAACUGUUCCGCCAUCGAUGGCAGUGGAAAGAACAUUUACCUUAUCAUUGUCUAUCAGAAGGGUGCAGAGGCUAAUUCUGGCUUCAGUGUCGCCACAGCAUCUAAGGGGAUUCAAGUGGCUAAUGAGCUUGCUAUGAAAGAGUUCAGACAUUUAUAUGCGCUGCACACUAAGCCAGUGGUUGAGGAAGAAGAGCCCGAUGUCGUGGUUGUCAAAGAAGGCUCUCCAGGUGAUUUGACUUGGAAGUUAGGAGAUGACGCCUAUCUUCAUCUCAGUAGUGCAAGACCUGGGGAGGAGCCUUGGCUGAUGUUAUGGGUGGAGCCAAAACAGCUUAUGGAAUGCCGUUAG
This is a messenger RNA of Fusarium subglutinans, 1434 nucleotides long. RefSeq lists its product as uncharacterized. The transcript is spliced from 2 exons. Gene Ontology annotation, molecular function: gamma-glutamylcyclotransferase activity. NCBI's taxonomy places the organism in Eukaryota, Fungi, Ascomycota, Sordariomycetes, Hypocreales, Nectriaceae. The coding region runs from base 1 to 1434 and encodes 477 amino acids. The record is from RefSeq and is a predicted model, not a curated record.